AUGGAUGGUAGCAAUCAUCAUCACCAUCAUAAAUCAUCACAUAAUGUGUUAGAAAAAAUUUCAAACAAAAUUUCAGCACUUAAAGAAGAUAUAACUGAAAUUGUUAGAGAACGAACUCAUUCAACAUCAUCAAAUCGUCAUAAUUCAAUGUCUAUUGAUAAUACUUCAGCAAAUUUUAAUAAUGUUAAUUUUAAUUUACCAGAUGAUAUAUCUUCGACAACAAUCGAAACACGACAAACAUUAAACGAUUAUGUAAUGGAUACCGAAUCGUUAGAUUCUGUUCCAUCAACAACAUCUAUUGCGUCAUCAAGUGGUGUAUUAAUUCCAGAUCCACCUCGUCAUUCAAUUGAUCAAUUAGCAUUAAACAUGGGUUUUGGUGGUAUCAGACCAAGUGCUAUUAAUCCAUCAAAUGCAUCUACUAGUUCAAUAUCAAGUUCAACAUCUUUAGUUAAUUCUUCUCCUCAACAAUUGAGAACAUCUUCAAAUUUGGAACAAGAAUUUGAAACUAUCGAUGAUAUAUCAUUAAAUCAGGAAACUUCUAGUGAGCAAGAUGAUACUGUAAAACAACGUGUUAUUAUUAAAGUUGAUCCUGUUGAAAUGACUGCAAAACCUACUGUAGUUACCGUACCUACAGAUCGUGCACGAAGAUCUGCUAUAUUAUUAUCUGGACCUAAAUUUCGAUUAAAUUUUCAUGAAAUUCCCAAAGAAAACUUACCUAUAAGUACUGAUACAAUUUUUUCAAGUGCAAUGAUUGUUGGUGUCAUUUCUUUGAUUUUUACAUUAUGGAAACCAAUAUCAUCAUAUUUUUCUGGUUUAAUAGUUGGCAUUCUAUUUGCUGCUACAUUAUUUUAUAUAUGGAUUCGAAUUUUUAUCAAUACAAAAAUAGAACAAAGUGCUAUUGAAGAAUGGAUUGAUUUUCCUGCUCUUGAAUCUGUACUUGAAAAAUGUGACAAAGAAGAUAAAAAUACUAAUAUAAAAGAAACGGGUGCUUCAAUUGCAUUUCAAUGUUAUGAUGCUGAUAAUGAUGAUGAUUUUAUGCGUUAUCCAUGUGAUAUUCGUCUUGAUGGUUAUCGUCUUAUAAUUCAACUUGCAAGUAAACCUUGGAAUGAAGACAAAAAACUUGAUAAAGACAUUAAAUUUAUUGGUUAUCGAGAAUAUUUAAUCAAAGAAGCUCGAUUGAUUCUUGUACCUGAAGCAACAUUAACACGUGCUAAAUAUUGGAUGAAUGAAUAUCCAAUAGUUAUACAAAAUUUACAAAUUCUUGAUAAACAAAUUUAUAAUAAACAACAAUUUGAAAAAUCUAAACUUGAUACAAAUGAUUUUUUUACAAAUACAGCAACAACUCUUUCGAUUUGGUUUGAAACUAGUCCACAAAAAGAAGAAUGGUUUCAUAAAUUAUCUUUAGUUUUACGUUAUGGAAAAGAAGAUAUUGAACGAACUAAUAAUCUAAUUCCAGCAGACAAUAUUUCUAUUUCAUCAACUGUCUCUAAUUCUUCAUCAUUAAGUCAUCGUCUAGCUCAAACUGAUUCAGAUAUUGAACUUGUAUCAAGUCCAGUUAAAGAAUCCACUAUUGAAGCAGCAUUAGUUGAAACACAAAUGAGUGUUGAAGAAUUACAAGAAAAAGCAAAAAUAGUAGAACCAGAAAAUGAUGAACUUGAUGCAAGUGGAACUCAUCGAACAGCAGCAAAAAAAUCCAAUAAAAUAACACCAAAUGAAGCUAGUUUACAAAAAGUUCUUCAAUCACCUGAAUGUUUAGAUGAAGCAGCUAUAACAAUUAAUUUUAUGGCUCGAAGAAUAUUAUGUGAUAUGUUCGAUGUUCCAGUUUUUAAAGAUUUACUUAAAAAUAAAGUUGAAAUGAAAUUAAAAGAAAUUGCUGUAUCUAUUCUUGAAAAUCUUCGUGUUGUAUCAAUUGAUUUAGGAAAUACAUUUCCUCUUAUAUUAAAAGUUGAACCAAUGCAAUGGAAUACUCAAGGAAUUUGGUUUAAUUUAUUUGUUUAUUAUCGUGGAAGCUUUAAAUUAUCAGUAAAAACACGUGUUUUACUUCAAAAAUUAAUUAAUUAUAAUCCUAAAAAAGAUAAACCAAUAUUUGCUCAACAUCAUACAGCUCAGCUUGUACAUAAAGAUGAUGAACGUAUUGAUGAAGAUGAUUUAAUUCAAAGACAAAAACUUUUAGCUAAAGAACCUGAAAUACCUGAAAUGGCAGUAACACGAAAACUUGGCCUUGCAUUAACUAAUUUAGCAAUGAACAAAUAUUUUCAAAUGUUUGCUAAUAUUCCAUUCGUCAAGAAAUUAUUCGAAAAAUUUUCUGAAGAUGAAGUUGGUGCCGAUAUUGAAGUCACUAGUUUCAGUGGUGUUCUUACACUCAAUAUUCCUCCACCACCAAGUGAUCGAAUUUGGGUGGGUUUUCCUGAAAUGCCUGGUCUUAAUAUAAAAGUGACACCUACUUAUGGAAAAAAAACCUAUUCUUAUACAUUACUUGAAGAUUUUUUAGAAGCUAGAAUACGAGCUGAAAUGAAAAGACUUGUCGUUUUGCCAGCUAUGGAUGAUCAACUUCUUCCAUUCUUCCGAGAUUGGGCUAUUGAUAUUAUUGGUGAAAUUGUUUCGAAACCUGUAAAUCCACUUACGGACAAUUAUAAAGAUAAAUUAAAUGCUCAAGCUGAUGUUCGUGCAGGAUUAGAAGAAUAUAGUAAAAGCAAAGAACUUAAUAGGCAAACAUCCACAACAUCAACAUCUUCAUCGGAAUUAACUUAUUUAUAA
This is a messenger RNA of Rotaria sordida, 2757 nucleotides long. NCBI's taxonomy places the organism in Eukaryota, Metazoa, Rotifera, Eurotatoria, Philodinida, Philodinidae. The record is from the annotation of a GenBank genome assembly.